AGGAUAGAGGUGUUUCCGGGUGACGAUACAGAUUUGUCAAAUAGUCCGUGCAUGGCAUGGUUGUCAGGAUAGUCAUCGAUUCGGCCAAGGAACCAGGGUGGACAUUUUUAUCAGCGUGUAACAGAAGUUAAACCGCCAGAGGAAGGACUAACUCCAUCUUUACUGACUGUCUGAGCAGCUGUCCUCACCGCCGGGGAGCAGAUUUUCACAUUUGUCAUUGCUCGGUUAGCUCACUAGUUUAACGUUGCUCUUUGAAAAUGGCGGAUCUACCACCAGAGAAGAGCCUGGACGAUUUCUUUGCCAAGCGGGAUAAAAAGAAGAAGAAAGAGAAAGGAAAGGGCAAAGACACCGCCGCUGGACCGACGUCGGCUGUGAUGAAAAAGACUAAAAAGGAGAAGGAAAAAUCUGCGAAAAACGAGAAUCAGGACACACAGAUUGAAAAGGAGGACGAGGAAUGGAAAGAUUUUGAGCAGAAAGAAGUGGAUUACAGCGGGCUCCGGCUUCAGGCUUUACAGAUAAGUGAUGAGAAAGAGGAAGAGGAGUAUGAGAAGGAGGAGGUUGGUGAGGAUGGAGAGAUCAUUCUGGUCAGCGGAGACAAAAUGUCUGGUCCCUGGAACAAGUCUGGUGCCGCCCCAGCUCCUGCUGCUGCACCCGUGCAGGAGGUAGAGGAGCCUGAGUCGAAGCCUGCUGGUGUAUAUCGCCCCCCAGGGGCUCGGCUGUCCAACGCCAGAAGAGCUCCCACCCAGGGGCCUCCUGAGAUCUUCAGUGACGCACAGUUUCCCUCCCUACUGUCCACCGCCAAGCAUACGGAGACACGCAAGUAGGGACAGGGAAAUGGAGAAGACCUUUGAAGUUGUGAAACACAGGAACCGUGGUAGAGAGGAGAGCGGUGGCGCCUCUAUGCAGCACUUGCAACUCGACAACCAAUAUGCCAUCCUGGGGGAUAAGUAGAGCCAUUCCCCUCCGUCCCCUGGCCCCUUCAGCUUGGUCCUGCCCAGCCCCUCGAAGGAAGCUGAACUCCAGCUGUGUUGACUGCAGUCCCUACAGAGCCCACCUGCCAACAUCACCACACUGGUUACUCACACACACACACAGCGUCAUAUUCAUGCACAGCAAUACAACCGCAGCACAUACAAUGACACUCCCUUUAAAUAAAUGGCAGCACUUAACAUACACUGGUUGGCAAAACUGAAGGACUGCGUCUGAAGGGGCUGUUGAAAGAGGGAAUAAUUGAAAAGGAAUUGGCAAAAUACACCCAAACGUACAACACUGCAGCAGCAACAGCAGAUGACAGAUUUGUCCUGUGUGGAUUGUACUCAGAGCAGCAGUUGUGUGGCGCAACCUUUCUCUGGACUUCAACUUGCUUCGAUAAAGCCACAGAGGAUAACUUUAGGCAAGAUGAUUUUACAAACUUCUGUGAAAAUAUCUAUUUUUUUGCAAGAUCGUUAUAACCCAAUCGCACACGAUAUUUUGUGGUGUUUUUGAGUUGCGGUGGGGGCUUCAGGCGUGGGGAUACUACCUCAGCAGCAAAGCUGGUGGUGACAACGUGGACUGAGCAUUUUUUUUUUUUUUUUUUUGUCCUGCUGUGGUGGUGAACGAGGCAAACAUCAGCCCCUCCCCACAUACAAGCCGGCCAUCAGGCUCUUUAAUUUAGAAACUUGAAGCUUUUUUUUUUCCUUUCAUCAUGGUGAUGACACUCUGCAAAGAUCUAUGGACAAGAAGCGAUAGGUUGUGGUCCUCAUUUAGAAUUUCUGUAUAAAGUGGCCUUACUGAUAGAAAGAGAAACUGCUUUGUCAUCUGAAGAGAACUCUGCUUGUUGUCUCACAGGCUGCUGCCUGCCUCUGGAUCUCACCACUUGUGACAAAAAAAAAAAACAUACAAAUGAAAAAAAUCCUUCUGUUCAAGAAUGUAGUGCUGUUGUAGUUUGCCUGAUGAUUACAGCUACUAACUGUUUUUCAUAUCCACUGUUUGAUUUUGCUGCCCCUCUCUUAUUUUGGUCUGUUUUAGACAUCAGCAAAAGAAAUUAAAGCUUGUUUCUAAUCUCAAAUCAUUCUUUCGGUAACAAAUGUUUUACAGUGAUUUGACACCAGAUGCUCACAGAUGUUACAGUAUCAAGAAAAAUGAUGGGAAACCACUUUAAACACAUAUUUAUUGAGGUUGUGUGGCCAUACUGAGUUCACAGCUUUUAUAAUUUGUUGUGAAGUGGUACCGUUCAACCCCAGUUUUAACACCUUUUUUU
This is a messenger RNA of Epinephelus moara (kelp grouper), 2239 nucleotides long. It is a transcript of the gene cdv3, whose product is annotated as carnitine deficiency-associated gene expressed in ventricle 3. The coding region runs from base 258 to 824 and encodes 188 amino acids. The transcript is spliced from 5 exons. Lineage: Eukaryota; Metazoa; Chordata; Actinopteri; Perciformes; Serranidae. Gene Ontology annotation, cellular component: cytoplasm. The record is from RefSeq and is a predicted model, not a curated record.